Molecule: messenger RNA, 3235 nt
Organism: Dermatophagoides pteronyssinus (European house dust mite)
Lineage: Eukaryota; Metazoa; Arthropoda; Arachnida; Sarcoptiformes; Pyroglyphidae
Gene: Tmc
Product: Transmembrane channel-like
Cellular component (GO): plasma membrane
Molecular function (GO): mechanosensitive monoatomic ion channel activity
Source: RefSeq, a predicted model, not a curated record
CGCAUCCAAAUUGAAUAAUAUUGUUGUUCGUUUUUGUUUUACUGUUUGCAUCAACAUCCAUAAUGUCCGAUAAUAAUGAUAAUAAUGAACAGAGACCACGUUUGGAAAAACAACAAAGUUGUGAUGAUAAUAGUGGUGGACGUAAAGAUUCAAUCAGUUCACAUACACCACCACCAUCACAUUCACCUGGUGGUGAAGUAAUUCUUAAAACAAAAGGAAAAUCAUCAGGUUCUCGAAGAGGAUCAACAACAUUUUUAACCAGUGAUGAUAAUAUUAUUAUGGCAUUUGGUUCUGGUCGCCGGUUAUCUUCAUUUUGUACAACAUCAUCAUAUGAAGAUACAGCCAUAUCAAUUGGUGAUGAACCAUUUACCGAAGAAGAAAUAUCCGAAACAAUACGUGCACAUAAACAGAUUAUUGCAACAAUGAAACAUCAAAAUUGGCCAAUGUAUCGUAAAUUAAAGGUAUUGAAUCGUGCAAAACAUUAUGUCAAAAAACAUGAAGGAGAAUUGAAACAAUCAAAACAAGCUAAAGAUUUGGUUGCCAAAUGGAAAGUCUACAUGGAAAGGAGCAUCAAUCGUAUUAAACGUGAAUUGGCCAAUUUGAUUGUGGUCAUUACGCCUUGGGAAAUGCGAAUCAAAAAAAUUGAAAGCCAUUUUGGUUCAGGAGUUGCAUCGUAUUUUAUAUUUCUUCGUUGGGUUUUCUGGGUGAAUAUCUUUAUCAGUGUAUUUAUUUGCUGUUUUCUAAUGGUACCGGAGGUUUUACGCGGUGAUCCAGAUCCUACCGGUAUGCGAAAAGAAGUUGAAGAUGCUGAAGAAUCGCUUAAAUUACAGGCCAUCUGGGAUUUUGAGGGAUAUCUAAAAUAUUCUCCCAUUUUCUAUGGAUAUUAUAGUAAAACUGAAAUGACUAGUGAAGGUUUUCGUUUACCAUUGGCAUAUUUUCUCACUACAUUUUCACUUUAUAUGUUUAGCUUUUUUUGUAUUCUACGCAAAAUGGCACAAAAUUCACGUAUGAGUCGUGUUGCAAGCAAAGAUGAUGAAUUUACAUUCUGUUGGAAAGUAUUUACCGGUUGGGAUUAUAUGAUUGGUAAUAGUGAAACGGCUUAUAAUAAAGUUGCAUCAUUAGUUAUGAGUUUAAAAGAAUCAAUACUUGAAGAAAAAGAACGUAAAAAAGAAGAAAGAAAUUGGAAAUUAAUUGCUAUUCGUAUUUUGACUAACAUUAUGGUUUUAUCAUUAUUAGCAUCAUCAGCUUAUGGUGUUGUAUUAGUAGUGGAUAGAUCACAAGAACCGAUUGAAAAUCCAUCAUGGUUACGUGCAAAUGAAGUAACAUUAGUAUUUGCCGGUAUUGGUAUUGUAUUUCCAAAUAUAUUCGAUUGGAUUGGUAAUAUGGAACAAUUUCAUCCUAGAAUUGCAUUACGAUGGCAACUUGGAAGAAUUUUGAUUCUAAAUUUUUUAAACAUGUAUACAUUAAUGUUAUCAUUAUUUGGAAAAGUUGAUUCAAUGACAACACAAUUAUUGGAAAUCAAAGCAAAUAUUACGAUGCAAAAAAUGCAAUUGAAUACAAUUGCAUUGACCACUAUGGCCACCUAUAAUCGUAUCAAACGUGAUGGUCGUGAUGAAUAUGAAGAUUAUGAUGAAAAUCAAAAUGAUGAUUAUAUUAUGAUGAUGAUAACAAAUACACCAUCAAUCAUUUAUGAUCCAUAUGAGAUUCAAUCUCGUAAAAAACCGGAUUUUUCUAUCGAAGGACGUUAUCAUUUCAAUACUGAUCCUGAAUUUGAAAAUAAUGAAUGGCAUACGACAACCGAUAAAACGGUUGUUUGGCAAAAUUUAGAAACAACCACCAUGCCGACCACAAUAAUAAUGACAGCGAAUGAAACUUUUGUGACAGAUGACCAUCGAUAUAAAUCGAAUAUAACAACUACAUUAGCUAUGCCGUCAACAGCCAUCAAAUUGAACGAUUCAUCAUCAUUGCCAUCACGAACCACUCAGCCAAUAACAUCAUCAUCAUCAUCAUCGACAAUGACAACAACCGGAUCAACAUUAUCACCAAUACGUAUAGCUGGUAAUAAUUUAGGCCGUAAAAGACCCGGAAUUCGUUAUAAAUUUGGACAGCCAACAAUAACAACCACAACGGAAAUGAUUACCGAACAAGUGUUUACUAUUAUACCGGCUGAUAUGGUGAUUAAUUCUUGUCAGAAUAAUACCGAAUAUAUAAUUACCGAUGAAGAUCUUAUUGCUUUGAAUGAAACGGAAAAAGAUCGAUUAAGAAAAUUAUGUUGGGAAACAAUGUUCGGACAAGAAUUAGUUAAAUUAACUGUUAUGGAUUUUGUAUUGACAGUAAUAUCAACAUUGAUUAGUGAUUUUAUACGUGCAUUAAUUGUUCGAUAUUGUAAUGGUUGUACUUGUAUUUGUUGGGAUCUGGAAAAAGGUUUUCCGGGUUAUGGUGAUUUUAAAAUUGCCGAAAAUAUUCUACAUUUAGUCAAUAACCAGGGUGUUAUUUGGUUGGGAAUGUUUUUUUCACCUGGAUUACCGGCAAUUAAUUCAAUCAAAUUAUGUCUUCUUAUGUAUGUUAGAUCAUGGGCAGUAUUAACCUGUAAUAUACCACAUGAAACCGUAUUUAAAGCAUCAAGAAAUAAUAAUUUCUAUUUUAUGUUAUUAUUACUAAUGCUAUUCCUAUGUACAUUACCGGUUAGUUAUGCUGUUGUUUGGUUAGAACCAUCAUGGCAUUGUGGUCCAUUCAGUGGUUAUCAACGUAUCUAUAAAAUUCUAAGCACUUAUAUUGAAUCAAAAUUACCAAAAACAUUAAACAAAAUACUUGAUUAUCUUACAUCACCUGGUGCUGUUUUACCUACAAUUUUACUAUUAGUUUUAUUUAUUUAUUAUCUAUUAUCAUCAGUAUCAGCAUUAAAAGAUGCAAAUAAAGAACUUAAAUCACAAGUACGUAAAGAAAAAGAUAUUUCUGAAACUGGACCACCCGAAAUGAUUGUUACAUCAGAUCCGGGUGUUGCUGCAACCACAAGUAAACAUGUACGAAUACAAGAAGAUGAUCAACACCAACAACAAUCGAAAAUUGCUACCAUUAAUGGACAAUCAGUACCACCGAAUCUUUUGAUGGACAGUUUGGAUACAACUAGUGAAAUUUAAAAAUGACAACUGAAAAAAAAUGAAUUGGACAUCGACGAAGAAGAAAAGAAAAAGCUGUUAAUAACAAAUCAAAUCGAUCGAUCGAUUUUCUAUUC